ACUCACGUCUGUCAGUUGCCUUUUUACUUCUAUGAUCGAAUGUUAUUGCGAAGCAAUUUUGAUUUGACCAACUUGCUUUUGGUUUUGAAAUUCUAAUUCGAAACCGGAGUCAACUUCAAGUAUAAAAAUUAUUUCGUUCUAUUUAACGAGAUAUUUAUGUAGACCAGUAUAAACCAUCGAUUCCGACCUAUUUUUUAUUCGUGAUUUCAAUCACUUGGUAAAAGAAAGUGCCGUCGUUAUAAAGGUGUACAAAGGAAUUCAAGUUCUUAUAGCAUCUUACAAUCACGAAAAUAUGAGUGACAACGCCAAAGAAACGAAAAAUGAAGUUGAAAGUCAGGAAUUAAACGAUUUACUCGACAGUGCUUUAGCGGAUUUUGAUAAACUCCCGGUGCCAAAUAUGGAACAUGAUAAUGCUGCAACCACGUCAGAUUUACAGAAGCAAACAGAUAAAUGUGAAACGUCAGAGAAAAGUGACAAAGACUGGACAGAGGACUUUUUUAAACAAACAAUAGAUCAAAUGGAUAAGAACUUGCAGAACUUUGCAGAAACUCUGAAAAAUGGUGAUGAUGAAUUGAAUGAACUUAAAUCUGUUCUUCAAAAACUUGAGCAAGCGUCAGUUGGCAAUACAACGGAUGGGGAAGACAAUAUCAGCGCAGAAUUUGAGUCAGCUAUCUCACAAGUUUUAAAGUCUCUGUCAGUGCCAAGUGAAAAUUUACAGGGUGAUGCUGAUUGCUUAGCAGCUAUGCUUGGCCAAACAUCUCUCGAUAGCGAAGGUGGUGAUGUGUUGUCUUUUGUGCAAGGAAUGAUGCAACAGCUUUUGUCGAAAGAAAUACUUUAUCCAACAUUAAAGGAAGUGUUGGAGAAGUAUCCCGCUUGGUUGCAGGAACACAGAGCAACUUUGAGCCCUUCAGAUCUACAAAAUUAUACCAAACAAUUUGAAUUGUUACAAAAGGUAUGCUCUGAGUUGGAAAAAGAAAAAGAAGACGACGCAAAGGAUGUUAAACAACAUCGUUUUGAGACCGUAAUGUCGCUUAUGCAAGAAAUGGAAAAGUUUGGUCGUUUACCGCCCGAACUAGCGUCAACUGUCGUUCCAGAUUCCAAAGGUAAUUUCCUAGAUGAGAUCAGUUCUGUAUUAUGCGGAAAUGUAUAAUCCUAUGUAAAUGUGAUCGUUACCGGAGAGUUUUCUUGUUUUAAUGAUUGUUAUAAUUCUUCCCUCGGUGAGAAGAUGCCAGAUUAUUUCGGUUAUUAUUUCCUGAUGAGUUAGGCACCUAUAUUUUGGUUUUUACAAAACAUACUGUAUAUGAUAUAUUAUUAAUCAGCAUUAUCGAACUGUUCUCUCCCGAAUAAAGAAGAGUUUCUCCAACGAGUUCGGUUGAACGUGAUCUUAAUUAAUUUCGACAAAAAAUUUCCCAGUUAAAACAAAACUUCAGUUUAGCAAAUAUCAUUCUCUUUAAGACACAAUUUACGAAAUUAAAGAUUUCCUGUAAUAUAGCUAUACAUCAAUCUUUUGUAAAGGUUCGUUGUAAAGGUUGCUUACUUGUUUCGAUAUAGGUAAUGGUUAUAGGUGACACAUGAUUAUAAACAUAUGUAAUUAGUUGGAAAUGCUUUAUAAUGUAAUCACAUAUACGCGUCUUGGAAUAUUAUAAUAAAAUAAUAUACUUACAAAAUU
Dinoponera quadriceps is the source of this 1669-nucleotide messenger RNA. RefSeq names its product peroxisomal biogenesis factor 19 (gene Pex19). The transcript has 5 exons. Gene Ontology annotation, biological process: protein import into peroxisome membrane. Gene Ontology annotation, cellular component: peroxisome; peroxisomal membrane. Lineage: Eukaryota; Metazoa; Arthropoda; Insecta; Hymenoptera; Formicidae. Bases 293 to 1150 code for a protein of 285 amino acids. The record is from RefSeq and is a predicted model, not a curated record.